Messenger RNA from Uncinocarpus reesii 1704, 924 nucleotides. RefSeq lists its product as uncharacterized. The record is from RefSeq and is a predicted model, not a curated record. The transcript has a single exon. Bases 1 to 924 code for a protein of 307 amino acids. Lineage: Eukaryota; Fungi; Ascomycota; Eurotiomycetes; Onygenales; Onygenaceae.
AUGGAGAGGGCCAGCGGCAGAUCCGCUAUUCUCAAUCCAAUUUCAACCAAAAAGCCAUCUGCAGACAAACCCUUUAUCCCCCCGCCACGAAAGGAUAGCCGCGCAUCGCCCGCUCAGCCGUUGCAUACUGCCACCAAGGCUCCGACGACUAGUUCAAAUAUACCAAACGACAUGGGCUCGCCAUUCAGAAUUGACACUUUUGAUUUCGCAACAUCUCAGAGCGGUAUCCGGGAGGGCGGUCGCCACUCCUCAGGGUCAAAGAGCGGGUAUCAUGAAAAUACCCUUCCAGCAUUGCCAGUCGCUUCGCCAGAUCAGUCGCCACCGCUCCGUAGCGACGCCCGGAUACAGGACGUUCCAUUAGAACCGGAUUAUAGCAAGCUGAGAAGCCUAGAUCUAGAUCCGCAACCUGUCAGUCGGUUCAGUAUGACAACUUUCGCGACUACCGAAGCAGGCUCCCCGCCUGGAACGUCACGACCCAGCGAGGAGAAAGAUAUCCCGGCUAUCCCGAGCAUUCCAGCAGAUAUCGUGAUGAAAGCUACCAGAAUCAGGGCACGGAAACCCACUCCAUCUCAGCUAUCAGCGUCUACUUCAAAAACAUUGCCACGUAGCCCACCUGAAAUGGAGGCUAGUAGCCGCAUUGAAGGGAUGGAAGCAAAACUUCGUGAUCUUGCCAGGAGGCGAGGGAAUAUCAAUACUAUCAUCAGUGAGCUGACCCAAGUCAUACAGCCAAGCGCUAUCGCAUACGACUUAGCGACCCGAUCGGAGGUCACCAAGACUGUGAAAAGUCUUAAUAUCGAACUGGAUGAUAUUAGAAAGGAAGAACACGAUCUCGGCCUCAAGCUACAUCGAGCCUACAAGAAACGAGAUGAAGCGGAUGAAUACAGUGAACCGUCUGGGUUAUGGAUCAGAAGAGUGACUAGCUGA